CCAAGACCAGAACAUUGGACCACACGGCACAUCUCAACAGUGUCAAUCGUCCACUCUAGUAGCACUACUGUGGUGAUGAUGGCGGUGGCCAAAUUUGCACUAUUGCUGGUCACGUUGUUGAUGCUAACUCAUGACUGCCAAGCCCUGGAGCCUAGCAGCGGUAGACUCGAGGAGGACGAGGCGCCAGUGGUAGCCACAUCAUAUGAGCUAUGUAUAUACACUAUAGUGACGGAAACAGGAAAGAAAACGGGAGCGGGCACUGAUUCAGCCAUCAGUCUGCGAAUAAUGGAUAAAGAAGGCAAGGAAGUGUACUUCCCAGCUUUGGACAAUGGAAACAACGACUUUGAGAAGGGAAGCAUUGACACCUUCAGCCUUCAAGGCACUUGCCUGACUCGCUUCUGCAAGCUCAUUCUGUACACUGACUACACUGGAUUUUUUCCGAGCUGGUUCGUCGAAACUGUCAGCAUUUCCCUCGUGAUUCGCGGCAAUGAAAGUCAGAAAACUUGGCAGCUCCAUCAGUGGCUUCCCAAGGAGGACGACGCAACUUCUCCACGUUUCCUCAUCAAAGAUGACUGCUAACUAUGCUACCCUUCAUUCGGUCCUCCUCUCCUCUCCAACUUCUGUCUACACUGCUCGUCAACACGUUCGCCCCAGAAUUACCAGUCCAUGCCUCAUGAAUCUGGAAGAUUUCUGGUGCAGCUUUCAUAAAUCCACGACAAUCCGUUGAUCUUUGAUCCACAAACGGUGGUCACGAAGAAGACUCUCUGUCUUGGAGAAACCACAGCUCUGAAUUGCCCAUCGUUUAUUCCUUCGCUUUCGUUGUGUUGCUGAGAUACAUGGACAUCAUACGACUGAGGGAGAAGUUAAAAAGCCGGUGCACGCUAGCCCAAGGGGUGAGAGCGUCAGGGGGUUUCAUCAUUGUAAAUUCCAUUCAGGUGGACUCGAAUAGACGACCUUAUUCCUUCGUUCUGUAGUCAUGUAGUCGUCGCACUUGGCAUUCUUGCCGAAAAAGUAAACUGCCAGACUGUGUGUUAGCCUUGACUUCGACUGGUUUGUUCACAAAGCACUCUCGUAAUCUGUAACAUAUUUUCGUCAACAAAGAAACAAUCUCAGAUUGCAGCUGAGAUGAAGAUAAUAAAUAAAACCCUUGUGGAUCGAACCACCGUUGACGAGC
This is a messenger RNA of Marchantia polymorpha subsp. ruderalis, 1174 nucleotides long. NCBI's taxonomy places the organism in Eukaryota, Viridiplantae, Streptophyta, Marchantiopsida, Marchantiales, Marchantiaceae. The record is from the annotation of a GenBank genome assembly.